Lathyrus oleraceus (garden pea) is the source of this 5520-nucleotide messenger RNA. RefSeq names its product eukaryotic translation initiation factor 4G. Gene Ontology annotation, molecular function: mRNA binding; translation initiation factor activity; protein binding. The record is from RefSeq and is a predicted model, not a curated record. Gene Ontology annotation, cellular component: eukaryotic translation initiation factor 4F complex. Bases 194 to 5248 code for a protein of 1684 amino acids. The transcript has 10 exons. NCBI's taxonomy places the organism in Eukaryota, Viridiplantae, Streptophyta, Magnoliopsida, Fabales, Fabaceae.
UUUAAAUUUGUUAAAACUCAUUCUUCUUCUCUCACCAAACAUUUUCUCUCUUUUUCUCUCUUCCCAUUCAAUCCUUCGUUCUCUCUAUCAUCGUCUCAGGGAAAACUGAGGGGAAUAACCCCUCUUUUUUUUUCUUUUUCUUUUUUUUUUUGUUCUUAAAUUUUGAAUUUUGAGGAAUUAAGGGUUUGGAUUUAUGUCCUUCAAUCAAUCAAAGUCCGAUAAGAGUGACACUGUGAACCGACGAUCCGGCCGAUCCGCCAGCUUCAAUCAGCAGCGAGGUUCCACCGGUGGUUCAUACGUCAAGAGCGGCACCGGCGGGGCCGUGCCUUCUGUCUCCUCUUCUCGGAGUUUUAACAAGAAGUCUAAUAAUCAUGCACAAGGUGGACCAUCUAGGGUAAACCCAACCCCAGCAACUUCAACUGUGCCUAAUUAUGCUUCUGCAGUUCGAGCAACACCGAAUGGUUCCCAUGUGCAACAGCCACAAUUUCAUGGAGGGUCUGAUGCUUCAGUUACUAAUGCAACUGCCAAGCCAUCCGAAUCAUCAGCUGUACAAAGGAGCACCGGAGUUGUUUCUAAAGCUCCUAUUUCUCAACCUCCCUCCGUGAGUUCUGGUUCAGCAGCACCUACAACUCCUGCUAAGGUAGAUGCAUCCAAGGCUUUCCCUUUCCAAUUUGGAUCUCUUAGUCCUGGUGUUAUGAAUGUGAUGGCAAUUCCUGCUCGCACAAACUCGGCUCCUCCUAAUUUUGAUGAGCAGAAGCGUGAUCAGGCUCACCAUGAUUCUUUAAGGCCUGUGCCUUCUGUGCCAACACCUCCUGGUCCAAAGCAGCUGCCAGCAAAAAAGGAUACAGGUGCCUUUGACCAUAAGGCUGGGGAGACUCAUACUGGUACAGUGGCAAAAAAGGAUGCUCAAGUGUCACCUUUACCCCCAGCAAAUCUAAUGCAGAAGCCUUCUGUUAUUCCUCUAGCUGGAAUUUCAAUGCCAGUGCCAUAUCACCAGUCACAGGCACCUGUACACUUUGGUGCUGCUAAGCCACAAAUUCAAUCUCAUGGUAUGUCAACAGCACCUCUUCAGAUUCCUUUACCAAUGCCUUUUCCAAUUGUAAGUGCUGCACAAGUGCAACAACAGGUAUUUGUUCCAAGUCUUCAACCUCAUCCUAUUCAUCCACAAGGAAUCAUGCAUCAAGUCCAAAAUAUAGGUUACAGUCCUCAAAUUGGUCAUCAAAUGCCCCAUCAUUUUGGCAAUAUGGGUAUGGGCAUCAACCCACAAUAUUCCCCACAGCAAGGAGGAAAAAUUGCUGUACCUCGGAAAACCACUCCUGUGAAAAUAACUCACCCUGAUACACACGAAGAGCUUAGACUUGAUAAAAGGGCAGCUGGUGGUGGGUCAUCAGGUGGUAGGUCUCAUUCUGGCAUGCUUUCUCAAUCUCAAUCUGUCCAGAGCCAGAUUACAACCAAUGCUCAGCCACCAAGAGUUUCCCGUGACGUGCCUAAUGCAAUCCCGUCAACUCUUUUAGGAGUAUCUUCUGUAUCUAUAAAGCCAAGUGGUGGGUCUGGUAUUGUAAACUCAUCAUUUGCCAAUUCCAAUAUUUCUGGUGCUCAAAAAGGUGGAUCUCCUAGUUCCUCAGUAACAUCUAGUGAUGUUCACUCUUUGGUGCCACCAAAAGGGCCUGAAAUUUGUUCGGAAAUCUCUUCCCAACAAUCUACUGCUGCAUCUGCUUUUGCUGAGAAGCUUACAACAGAUUCCUUGUUGCCUUCUUCAACUGCUAUUAGUGAGAAUUCUGUUUCAGCUGUAUCCAAUAUCGAAGGCAGAAACAACGAAUCUCUUAGUAGGUCAAAUUCUUUGAAGGAUAAUCAGAAGAAACUACAAAAGAAAGGCCAAUUGCAGCAUCAGGUGGCUGUGCAAUCUUCUGCUGUGGCUAAUAAACCUUCCCUAGCUGGUGAUGGUUGUAUCUCUGAUUGUGUAGUUUCUGAAAUUGUAGGAACUAAAACACCCUAUUCUGCAGCAACUGCCAAUGAAGAUCUUUUAGCAAUAGCUUCUGGCACAAAUUCAGCUACCAGUGAGAGCUUGCCUUCUCCUGUUGAAGAGAAGACCAAUGGUUCUACGCAGGUGUCUGCUUGUGCUUCAGCUGAAGGACCUGUUACUCAAGCUGUGGAUAGCUUGAACAAUCAUAAGAGUGAUACGCUAGAUGUAUUAUCCCGAGAGGGUAAACAGCUGAGGCAGAACAAAUUAGCUGGUGAUAAAACUGAAGAUGCCUCUUUAAGCAGAAACGGAGGUGUAGUUAGUAAUGAAGCCACUUCUACAAAUUCUGGCACAUCAGAUCAUCAAUCUUCUGGCCAUCUUGAAACAAAUUUAAAACAUUGCAAAGAUGGUUCAGAGGAUUCUGGCACUGGCUCAGCCUCUCUUCUGGCAGCAUCAGUUACUAUGGACAAACCAGUUUUAGAGCCAAGUAAGGUAAAAGGUACAUCAAAGGGGAAAAAGAAACGAAAAGAAAUUCUUCAGAAAGCAGAUGCGUCUGGGUCAACAGCUGAUCUUUAUAAUGCGUAUAAGGGACCUGAGGAAAAGAAAGAAGCUGUUGCAAGUUCAGAGAGCACUGCAAAUGUUUCUACUUCUGGAAAUUCGAAGCAGCUGCCUAUCGAUGCUGCUCAGCCAGCUGUAGUUGCAAAUGAACAAUGUGGGCAGAGUAAGGCUGAAUCUGAGGACUGGGAGGAUGCUGCAGACAUGUCCGCACCAAAGCUAGAAGUAUCAGAUAAAACUCAACAGGACAGCAAUGGUAGUGCAGUUACUGACAAAAAGUACUCUCGAGAUUUCCUUCUAAAAUUUGCAGAGCAAUGCUCUGAUCUUCCUGAAGGGUUUGAAAUCACGGCAGACUUAGCUGAAACUUUGAUGGGUUCUAAUAUUGGUUCUCAUGUUAAUGAACGCGAUUCAUAUCCUUCUGCUGGUAGAAACACAGAUAGGUCAGGUGGCAUGUCUCGGAUGGAUCGUCGCGGAAGUGGCAUUAUUGAGGACGAUAAAUGGAGUAAAGCUUCUGGUGCUUUUCAUUCUGAUAUGCGCUUGGAUGGUGUUGGAGGUAGUGCAGGAUCCCGACCAGGCCAAGGAGGUAAUUUUGGUGUUUUAAGGAAUCCGCGCACACAGACAACUAUACAAUAUGGAGGGAUUCUAUCUGGGCCAAUGCAAUCCAUGGUAAAUCAGGGAGGAAUGCAAAGAAAUAGCCCUGAUGGUGAAAGGUGGCAGCGUGCUGCUAGCUUCCCGCAGAGGGGUUUAAUUCCAUCUCCUUCUCAAUCUCCUUUGGUGACGAUGCACAAAGCUGAGAAGAAGUAUGAGGUUGGUAAAGUAACAGAUGAGGAACAGGCGAAGCAGAGACAGUUGAAGGGUAUAUUGAACAAGUUAACUCCACAGAAUUUUGAGAAACUUUUUGAGCAGGUAAAAGCAGUUAAUAUUGACAAUGCAGUCACUCUCACUGGUGUCAUCUCACAAAUCUUUGAGAAGGCCUUGAUGGAACCUACCUUCUGUGAAAUGUAUGCCAAUUUCUGUUUUCAUCUGGCAGCUGCAUUACCUGAUCUCAGUCAAGACAAUGAAAAGAUAACAUUUAAGAGAUUAUUGUUAAACAAGUGCCAGGAAGAAUUUGAGAGGGGUGAAAGAGAGCAAGAAGAAGCUAAUCAAGCUGAUGAGGGUGAGGUGAAACAGUCUGACGAGGAAAGAGAAGCAAAACGAUCCAAGGCUAGAAGACGAAUGUUGGGUAAUAUCAGAUUAAUUGGAGAGCUAUAUAAGAAGAGAAUGCUGACAGAGAGGAUAAUGCACGAGUGCAUCAAAAAGCUACUGGGUCAGUGUCAGAAUCCUGACGAAGAAGAUAUUGAAGCUUUAUGCAAACUGAUGAGUACUAUUGGGGAGAUGAUUGAUCACCCCAAAGCCAAGGAACAUAUGGAUGUAUAUUUUGAAAGGAUUAAAUUAUUAUCAAACAACAUGAGUUUAUCUUCUAGGGUGAGGUUCAUGUUGAAGGAUACCAUUGAUUUGAGAAAGAAUAGAUGGCAACAAAGGAGAAAAGUUGAAGGUCCAAAGAAGAUUGAAGAGGUGCACCGAGAUGCUUCCCAAGAGAGGCAAUCCCAAGCUGGUAGGCUGGGUCGUGGUAUGGGUAUUAGUGCAGCAAGAAGGGCCCCUAUGGAUUUUGGUUCAAGAGGUUCAUCUAUUUUAUCCCCUCCUAAUGCUCAGAUGGGUGGAUUGCCCACUCAAGUUCGUGGGUAUGGUUCUCAGGACGUUCGUGGAUAUGAAAGGCAAUCAUCGUAUGAGGCUAAGACACUGUCUAUUCCCUUGCCUCAAAGAUCUUCAGGUGAUGAGUCAAUAACCCUAGGACCCCAAGGUGGUCUUGCUAGAGGAAUGUCCAUUAGAGGUUCUCCAGCAGUUUCAAAUUUUGCUGGCCCUAACAGUUAUAGUAAUUUACCGGAGCGCGCUUCAUACAGCCCUAGGGAGGACUUGACACCAAGAUAUAUUCCAAAUAGAUCUGCUGGUCCAACUGCUUAUGAUCUAUCAAGUGCUCAAGACCAUAGUAUGGAUUACCAUAAUAAGGAUUUGAGAAAUGCAGAUAGGUUUCUUGAUAGACCUGGUGUCAAUUCACCUCCUGCCCAAGUACAAGAGACAGUAUUCUCCCAGAAUACCUCUUCAGAAAAGGGUUUGUCAGAUGAGAAACUACAGAACAUGUCCAUGGCAGCAAUUAGAGAAUACUAUAGUGCUAGAGAUGUGAAUGAAGUUGUUUUGUGCGUCAAAGAUCUGAACUCUCCAAGCUUUCAUCCUUCCAUGGUCUCUCUCUGGGUCACAGAUUCAUUUGAGAGAAAGGACACACACAGAGAUCUUUUGGCCAAAUUGCUGAUGGACCUUGUGAAAUCUCAUGGUGGUACCUUAAGUCAAGCCCAGCUCAUCGAAGGGUUCGAAUCUGUUUUAAGUACUUUGGAAGAUGUGGUUACGGAUGCCCCAAAAGCACCAGAGUAUCUUGGCUGCAUUUUUGCCAAAGCUAUAACGGAGCAUGUAGCCUCAUUGAAAGAGAUUGGGCGGUUAAUACAAGAUGGCGGAUAUGAAUCAGGGAGCCUUUUACAAAUUGGACUUGCAGCUGACAUUCUUGGAAGCACCUUGGAAGUGAUACAAACAGAGAAGGGUGAUGUCUUCUUGAAUGAGAUUCAGACAAGCUCCAACUUGCAGUUGCAGACCUUCCUGCCUCCAGGACCUAUUAAAUCUCGCAAGCUAGAGAAAUUCAUUUAGGGGGCAGAAAUGCUGACAUUUUUUUAUUUUUAUUUUAGUUCUUUUAGAAUACUCUAAUUUGCAAAAUUGUUUUUCGGGCAGUAGUGGUGAGAUUUUUAUUUUUGUUUUGGUACUUUUAGAAUAAUCAGUAAUUUUCGAAAUUGUUUUUCUUCAUGGGAGCAGUGGUGGGGAGAAUUUUAUUCUCGGAUUUCUGUCUAAAUAAUGUCUUCACUACUAUUGUGAAAGGUACAGUUAAACAUCAUAAAUUUUAGGCUGAGAUAUAAUGCUUGUCA